AUGUCUGGCCGUGGAAAAGGUGGCAAGGGUCUCGGCAAGGGUGGUGCUAAGCGUCACCGUAAGAUUCUCCGUGAUAACAUCCAGGGUAUCACGAAGCCUGCUAUCCGACGUCUUGCCCGUCGAGGUGGUGUCAAGCGUAUCUCCGGCCUCAUUUACGAGGAGACGAGAGGUGUGCUGAAGAUCUUCCUCGAGAACGUCAUCCGGGACUCUGUGACGUACACGGAGCACGCAAAACGGAAAACAGUGACCGCGCUGGAUGUGGUGUACGCACUGAAGCGGUCGGGGCGCACGCUGUACGGAUUUGGCGCAUAG
Messenger RNA from Postia placenta MAD-698-R-SB12, 312 nucleotides. RefSeq lists its product as hypothetical. Gene Ontology annotation, biological process: nucleosome assembly. The record is from RefSeq and is a predicted model, not a curated record. The transcript has 4 exons. Gene Ontology annotation, molecular function: structural constituent of chromatin; DNA binding; protein heterodimerization activity. Lineage: Eukaryota; Fungi; Basidiomycota; Agaricomycetes; Polyporales; Adustoporiaceae. Gene Ontology annotation, cellular component: nucleosome. The coding region runs from base 1 to 312 and encodes 103 amino acids.